UCAUCUUACUGGAGGGCAUUUGCUCAGGUCUGAUCCCUCACCAGGCGCAGGUCGCAACAUGACCCUCUUUUCCCUCCGCAUGCCAAUUUUGCAGACAAGGGAACGAAGUGCUGGAAGUGGAGAUUCAGCUAUCACCACUGACUUCUAAAGACUUGUUGCCUGAGGAGGAAGCGAAAGAAAGGGGUUCAGCUAUGGCUGUUUCUCAGGGACAGUUGACACUCAACGAUGUGUUCAUAGAAUUCUCUCAGGAGGAGUGGGAAUGCCUGGCCCCAGCUCAGAGGGCCUUGUACAGAGAAGUGAUGUUGGAGAGCUACCGGAACAUGCGCUUUCUGGGAAUUUCUGUUUCUGAUCUGUAUAUUGUCUCCAUUUUGGAGCAAGGGAAAGCACCCUGGACUCUGGAGAGCGAGUCGAACAUAGCACAAAAACCAAAUCAGUGGGAACGUAUCAAAGGUGUGAACACAGAUAGAUGUUCUCCAUAUGUGAUCAAGAAAUUAAAACCAACAAAACCUGGUAAUACAGAAGGAGCAUUCCAAUCGGUGAUGUUUGGAAGAUAUGAAAGCCAUGUGAUCAAAGAUUUUUACUUCAGGAAAACCCAGGAACAUAUGCUUGAUUUUGCUUGUCAGCAAAGAGAUGAUGAAAGCAAUCACAAAGGAAUGCCUAUAACUCAUAAUAAACAUCUCACUGACAGAAGAAGUCAGCAUGGUAGAGAGUAUGCUGGACACGAGCCUGUUGAAAAUAGGCUUGGACUAAGGUUUCAGUCACAUCGGGCUGAUACAGAGAUAGUUCAUACUGAAGAGAACAUUGAUGAAUGUAAUCCAGCCGAGAAGUCUAUCAACAAUAUUUCCUUUGUUUCUCCACUUCGAAGAGUUUUUUCUAGAGUCCAAGCCACCGUUAGUACUGUAUAUAGGAAUGAUUCUAGACGUCCUUCAGUACUGACAAAAGACCUGAAAGUGUGCAGGAAAAAUUCUUACAAAUGUAAUGAAUGUGGCCAAGAGUUUAGUGCACGUUCAGGCCUAACUAGCCACCAGAUAAUUCAUACUGAAGGGAAACCUUACAAAUGUAAAGAGUGUGGCAAAGAGUUUAGUGUGCAUUCGAGCCUAACUAAACAUCAGAUAGUCCAUACCAGAGAGAAACCUUACAGCUGUAAUGAGUGUGGCAAAGCCUUUGGUGUGCGUGCAAGGCUAAGUAGACAUCAGAUAAUUCAUAGUGGAGAGAAACCUUACAAAUGUAAUGAGUGUGGCAAAGCCUUUAAUGUGCAUUCAAGCCUAACUACACAUCAGAGAAUCCAUACUGGAGAAAAACCUUACAAAUGUAAUGAGUGUGGCAAAGCCUUUAGUUUGCAUUCAAGCUUUAGUUACCAUCAGUUAAUUCAUAGUGGAGAAAAACCAUACAAAUGUAAUGAGUGUGGCAAAGCCUAUUGGGUGAGUUCAAAUCUAACUACACAUCAGAGAAUCCAUACUGGAGAGAAACCUUACAAAUGUAAUGAGUGUGGCAAAGCCUUUAGUGUGCGUUCAAGGCUAACUAGUCAUCAGAUAAUUCAUAGUGGAGAGAAAACUUUCAAAUGUAAUGAGUGUGGCAAAGACUUUAGUGCUCAAUCCAGCCUAACUACACAUCAGAGAAUCCAUACAGGAGAGAAACCUUACAAAUGUAAUGAGUGUGACAAAGCCUUUAGGGUGCGUGCAAGCCUAACAAGUCAUCAGAUAAUUCAUACUGGAGAAAAACCUUACAAAUGUAAUGAGUGUGGCAAAGCCUUUAGGUUGCGUUCAAGCUUCAGUUAUCAUCAGUCUGUCCAUACUGGAAAAAGACCUUAUAAAUGUAAUGAGUGUGGAAAGCAGUUUGGUGUGCAUUCGAACCUAACUAAACAUCAGAUACUCCAUACUGGAGAGAAACCUUACAAAUGUAAUGAGUGUGGCAAAGCCUUUAGUGUGCGUGCAAGCCUAACUAGUCAUCAGAUAAUUCAUAGUGGAGAGAAACCUUACCAAUGUUUUGAGUGUGGCAAAGGCUUUAGUGUACAUUCAAGCCUAACUGUACAUCAGAGAAUCCAUACUGGAGAGAAACCUUACAAAUGUAGUGAGUGUGGCAAAGCCUUUAGUGUGCGUUCAGGCCUAACUCACCAUCAAUUAAUUCAUAGUGGAGAGAAGCCUUACAAAUGUCAUGAGUGUGGCAAAGCCUAUUGGGUUCGUUCAAGCCUCACUUACCAUCAGUUGGUCCAUACUGGAAAGAGACCUUACAAAUGUAAUGAGUGUGGCAAAAACUUUAGUGUGCGUGCAAGCCUAACUAGUCAUCAAGUAAUUCAUAGUAGAGAAAAAACUUUCAAAUGUAAUGAGUGUGGCAAACAGUUUCGUGUUCAUUCAGGCCUAACUACACAUCAGAGAAUCCAUACUGGAGAGAAACCUUACAAAUGUAGUGAGUGUGGCAAAACCUAUAGAGUGCGUGGAAGCCUAAUUUACCAUCAGUUAACUCAUAGUGGAGAGAAACCUUACAAAUGUAAUGAGUGUGGCAAAGCCUUUAUUGCACAUUCAGCGCUAACCACACAUCAGAGAAUCCAUACUGGAGAGAAACCUUACAAAUGUAGAGAAUGUGGCAAAACCUUUAGUUUGCGAUCAGGCCUAACUAGUCAUGAGACAAUCCAUACUGGAGAGAAACCUUACAAAUGUACUGAAUGUGGCAAAUCUUUUAGGUUGCGUUCAAGCUUCAGUUACCAUCAGUCGGUCCAUACUAAUAAGAAACUUUACAAAUGUAAUGAGUGUGGCAAAGCCUUUAGUGUGCAUUCAGGUUUAACUAGACAUCAAAGAAUCCAUACUGGGCAGAAAUGUUACAAAUGUAAUGAGUGUGGCAAAGACUUCAGUGUGCGUUCAAGCCUAACUACACAUCAACGAAUCCAUUCAGGAGAAAAACCUUACAGAUGUAAUGAGUGUGGCAAGGUUUUCCGUAAGAAAUCUCACCUUGUGAGUCAUCAGAGAAACUAUACCAUAAAGAAACUUUAAAAUGUAUUGAGGUUGGCACAGCCUCUAGUGUGAGUUCAAGCCUACUUCUAUCAGAUAUCCCAUACUGGUGAGAGGCCUUAGAAAUAUAACGUAUGUGGCAGGGCUAUUAGGUAUUGCCUUACAUUCACCAAAUAGCUCAUCAUUGCAUGUGCCAUGAAUAUGUCAAAGUUUUAAAUUAGAACUCUUUACUUACUAUAAGAAUAUAAGUUCUGAAGAGAUCCUACACAAAUUAAUGUGUGGCUAAGUGUUUAUCCAAAGAUCAACUGUUGGGAAACACUGGAGCGAAUCCUUACAGUUGCAAUGAGUGUGGUAAAGCCAUUAGAGUUCAGGUAUUAUGUAAGAAUAGAGACUCCACCGUGAAGAGAAAUUAUGUGAAUAUGUGUCAGAACCUUUAUCUAGGUCUCCCAAUUCACUAGAUACCAGAUUAUGAGAAACAUCUUCAAGAAACCUCGCAAAAGUAAUGUGCGUGUUAAUGCUUUUACUCAAAGAUGAAAACGGACAUCAGAAGAUAUUUUUUUUGGAGAGUAAAUUUACAAAUGUACUUAAGGCUUUUCAUCAAAUGUUUACGUUUUGGGGUAAGUAAUGACAGAAUUAAAGGAGGACAGAAACUAAUAUACUGAACAUGGAAAUAGUAAGCAACAGUGUGUAUUCAGGAUUCACUCAAGAAUUUGUGCAAGUGUAAUGAAUGUAGUUAAUCAUUUUUUUCUUUUUACCAAUUCUCCCUACCAACCCCACAGUCCAGAUUUCAUGCUAGGAAUAACUAAGUCUCCAGCUCUCUGAAAUUAAGACAUUACGUACUGCAGAAACUUUACAAAUCCAACAAUUUUAAUACUGUGGACAUGUGAUGUAUCACAGGAACAAGGACGUGUACAAACAGCCCAUUCAUUACCUUUAGUGUUAUAAUAUUUAGUUGCACUUUCUUGAGAAAAACUAUAUGACUAUGACUUUUAACCUGAAGUCCAAAGCAUGUUGAACUUAUGCCUAUUUUCCAGGCCUUUCGGGCUGGUCUUUGGGAAGCAGUCCAUACAAUGAAAACACCUACUUCAUUGGGCAUGGUUCAUUUAUAUCCUUGUCCCCUGGAAGAACGAGGGCACUGAAUAUCACAUUCAUUAUUGUAUGAAUUAGUAUGGCAGAAGGCAGAGAACAGAAAACUGUGUUUGAAGUAUUUCUACUUACUAGGGUCAGAGUGCCCCAUCUCUGGACAGGCUACUUUUGGUCAUAGGAAAGAAGUCUCCACCAACUGACCAUAAAACAGCAGGUCCAGACGUGAAAGAUCUGGGCUUGUCAUGGAAGGAGAUUGGUAGGUGACUAGUGGGUGAUUAUGUGGUAGAAGUAAUGCAGAGCAAGUGGAGAGUGUCUCCAUAGAAUGGCAAUAACUUUUAUAUCAAAGAUGAAUGGAAAAUUUGUCUUAUGCUUGGAAAUUGUAGAAAGAGCAGUUACCUGACAGGAGAACAUAAAAAGAACCGGAACAGUAUGAGCAUGUGUGUGAUUCAUAUUGAAGUGCUGGUAUUUGCUAGUUUUACUUAGAAUAUAU
Pteropus alecto (black flying fox) is the source of this 4521-nucleotide messenger RNA. RefSeq names its product zinc finger protein 665. Gene Ontology annotation, biological process: regulation of cytokine production; regulation of immune system process; negative regulation of transcription by RNA polymerase II. Lineage: Eukaryota; Metazoa; Chordata; Mammalia; Chiroptera; Pteropodidae. The record is from RefSeq and is a predicted model, not a curated record.